AUGCUCGUCUCAAGGUUCGCCAAUCCACUGGUGGGUUACAGUUAUGGUGUGCAGAAGGUCGCUCGUAUGGCAAGCUCAAUCGCGCACACGGUGAAAGUGGCGGAUCAUAUUGAGAAGACACGAGCGAAAGCUUUACUCGGUGGUGGACAGAAGAGGAUUGAUACGCAACAUGCCCGAGGAAAGCUGACCGCACGCGAACGGAUCGAAUUGCUCUUGGACAAGGACACCUUCCGCGAGUACGACAUGUUUGCCGAACAUACGUGUACCGACUUCAACAUGCAGAAGCAGAAAGUCAGU
This is a messenger RNA of Haemonchus placei, 297 nucleotides long. Lineage: Eukaryota; Metazoa; Nematoda; Chromadorea; Rhabditida; Trichostrongylidae. The record is from the annotation of a GenBank genome assembly.